CUUUCAACUCCAGUGAAUCACUUAACGCGUGACGCGGCGAGCUCCUUCCCAUACUCCCGGUAUAAUCGUCCCUGAGCUCCACCUCAAAAUUAGAUGUGAACCUUACAGUAUCAACAUCUGACUUCAGCCGCUUGCAACACUCAUUUGUGCACGUACGAAGAAUCACGUUCUUUAACACUACUCAUCUGCGAUAACUGGUACUGCGAGAUCGUGAUAGGGAUCCUGAUAGGCCGGUCACCACUACCCUGCCGCCUCAAGCAUCCGGAGGUCUUGCUGCGUACCCUUGGAACAUUCAUGGGCGGCCCCUUGCCUCCGGUGGCCUGUCGCUGUCGCUGGCCGAGAAGGUCUUGAAUGCUGUCGUUGCGCCUGUGCGCUGUCUCAUUCGCCUUUCUCAAGGCUGCAGCGCAAGAUGGCUGACAUAACCUCCAUGAGUGUCGAGGAGAUCCAGGAGGAGCUGACAGUGCAAAAGGUUGUCUUAGAGUCCCUUUCUGAGGCAACGUAUGAUGGGGCUGAGGAUAUGAGACAAGAGGCUCACUCGGAGAUCGUUCGCCUCAAGAAGCUUCUUCAAAGCUUGAAACUGAAGAAGGAGCCUGGUACUACCACUGGUGAAUCUCGUCACCACGUCCCCGAAGAUCGUGUCCUUGGAUCAUCAACUCUAGAGGAUGGUGAGCCUGAAGCAUCAAAAGCCAUGCAAUCUCCAUCACGACACGGUGCCUGGCGUUUACCUGACCGAAAGAGGGGUGCCGACUCAGCUCGCCUCUCCUUCCACGACAAUCAUGCGAAGACACGCCGUAUUUCCCCUGAAGAGAAUACCUUCUCGACUACCUUGGCCUACGGCAAUGCUGACGACCACGUCGACUUCAUAGACCUUACUGGGUAAAGUUGCUUGGUAGCAUACUGUCUCCUCCACUGCUGACGGAAGAACACCAGGGACGAUGAUGACAUAGGGUCCGACUUCAUCGCUGAACAAAUUAAGGCCGAGGAGAGACAAAAGCAGGAAUGGGCAGACCAACAGCUCGCGAGACAACUUUCGAGUCAAGGCCCUUCCAAUCAACUUCCAGGCUCACAAUCUUCUCAAAAUAACGCCUUUACACGACUCAUGAACAGUCAGCCUGCCCUUUCUACCACACUUGAUGACACAGACGACGACCUCUUUCGGAUCCCUGGCGCUUAUGAUGCGCGCUGGGACGAUUCUUCAGGCGCCGGGCCAAAUUUCAACAUACCUCAAAGGCGAAUGGUCCCUCAGUACAUACCUAUGGCAACUUCCCCGAACCACAAUGCCAUCAAGGACGACCCGGAUCUUAUCUUCGCAGGAUCCGUUACUCGCCAAAUACCAAGUCCUUCUGGUCGUCCAAUCCUGGCUUCCGGCAUGAACUACCCAGACCUGAGUAGGCGUCAUCCUGGUGCGCCUCGUGCUGGCGUCUGGCCUAAAUAUCACAGCUCACCUGGUUCUUCUUCAAAUUCAUCAGAACUCGCCAAUUUGACCAGAUGGAGUAGCGGAAUUGACUUCGUGAGCGGGCUAGAUGCCGAUGGCAGGCCAAUAAACCCCCAUUUGAUGAGUUACGCGAGAGAAGCGGAGAGUUUCCAUACGCCUCAGCUAGACCAAGGAGAACUUGAUGCUCUCCUGAAAAAUAUCUCUGCUGAUAUGGACCUUCCCAAGGCAGGUCUAGGUGAGGCACCAGAAGGGUUGAAGAGACCCCUGUAUCCUCAUCAGGACAUUGCUCUAGCCUGGAUGAAGAAAAUGGAAUCAGGGACAAACAAAGGUGGUAUUCUUGCUGAUGACAUGGGGCUUGGGAAGACAAUUUCAACACUUUCGCUCCUCUUGGACCGCCGGGCACCCACAAGGCCAAAGACAAACCUCAUCGUCGCCCCUGUGGCUCUCCUACGUCAAUGGGAAGAAGAGAUUGCCACCAAGACCAAACCAACACACCGGCUCUCGGUAUAUGUUCAUCACGGCAAAAAGGCCUCGAUUGAUGAGUUACUUAGAUAUGACGUGGUGCUGACUACAUAUGGUACGGUGGCACAAGAGCUCAAGCGAUUUGAAAAGAUCGUGGAGGAUCAUAAUGAAAGGGGAGGAAACAUCAACUGGAACGACACGACCAUCAGUUCCAAACUAUCACUUCUGCACCCGGUCAAGGCCCAAUUUUACCGUGUCAUUCUUGAUGAGGCACAAUGCAUUAAGAACAAGGAUACAAAGGGUGCCAAAGCCUGCACCCAACUGAAAUCGAUCCACCGGUGGUGUCUGACAGGAACACCCAUGAUGAAUGGGAUCAUAGAACUGUACUCUCUUGUCAAGUUCCUGAGGAUCAAACCGUACUCGAAGUGGGAAGAGUUCCGACAGGGAUUUGGUGUUCUAUUUGGCCGCAAUGGAGACCCUAAGCACGUGGCCAUGGAUAAGUUACAAGCACUUCUCAAAGCCAUCAUGCUCCGGCGUAAGAAAAGCUCAAAGCUUAACGGUAAGCCUAUCCUUGUGCUCCCUGAGAAGACGGAAGAAAUCGUCUACGCCGAACUAUCACCUGAGGAGCGCGAUUUCUAUUCGCAGCUUGAAAAGCAUGCCAGGGUCCAAUUCAGCAAAUAUCUUCGUGAGGGGACGGUCAGUAAGAACUACUCCAACAUUCUUGUUCUCUUGCUUCGCUUGCGCCAGGCUUGUUGCCAUCCACAUCUCAAUCUGGAUGUCGACGAAGCGGCCCCUUCGUCUAUCCCAGAUGAAGAUAAGAAACAGCUCGUCAAAGAAUUGGAUCAAGCUAUAGUGGAUAGGAUCAAGGAGGUCGAGGCAUUCGAAUGUCCUAUCUGCUAUGAUGCCGUUCAAUGCCCCAGCUUUUUUAUUCCCUGCGGCCAUGAUAGCUGCAGUGAAUGCCUUGUUCGGAUUGCAGAGAGCGCUUCGGCGGUUAAUUUGCAGGAAGGAAGUGAAAGCAGCCGGGCUAAGUGCCCCGUCUGUCGCGGCCAAUUCGACCCUGCCAAGUGUUUUUCCUAUGAAACCUUUCGGGAGGUGCACAUGCCGGAAACCGUCAAGAAAGAAUCCGGUAUGGAACCAGCUGACGAUGAAUCUGACUCGGGCGACGACUCAGAAACAGGGUCAGAGUCAGACUACGAGUCAGAUGAUGAGGUAGACAAAAAGGGUAAUCUCAAAGGUUUCAUCGUUAACGACGAACUUUCGGUUGAGGACGAAAAGGUAUCAGUCAAGAAACAGCGCAAAGGAAAGGGGAAACGGAAGGACAAGGGGAAGGGAAAGUCAUUGGAUGUCAAGCCUGCCAUGCUUAAGACCUUGCGCAAGGAGGCUUACAAGAACCGCGAGGCGUUCAAAAAGUACAUGCGUUAUCUGCGCAAAACUUGGGAACCCGCUGCAAAGGUCACGGAAUGCAUGAAACUCAUCAAGCAGAUCGAGGAAACCGGCGAGAAGACCAUCAUCUUUUCUCAGUGGACCCUGUUGUUGGAUCUGCUACAGGUCGCCAUGUCACAUGAGAAAAUGGCUAAACCAGAGAGAUAUGACGGUUCAAUGUCAGCAACUCUUCGCAACGUUGCAGCUCAGAAUUUCCGCGAGCGAAAGGACACCAAGGUUAUGCUGGUUUCCCUCCGAGCUGGAAAUGCAGGCCUGAACCUUACCGCUGCCUCUCGGGUCAUCAUUAUGGAUCCUUUCUGGAAUCCCUAUAUCGAGAUGCAGGCCGUCGAUCGAGCCUAUCGAAUUGGGCAACAACAGGAGGUGAAGGUGUAUCGCAUUUUGACCAAGGAGACUGUCGAAGACCGAAUCGUAGACUUGCAAAACAAGAAAAAAGAGAUGGUUGAGGCUGCACUGGACGAGACUGCAGGCAGCAAGAUUGGUCGUCUCAGCAUCAAUGACCUCAAGAAUCUUUUCGGAUUCAACCGCUAAUAGAUGUAUAUCGACCAACAAAUCGUCUGUCACGAUAUCAACUAUCACAUUGUACAGUAUCAGGGGAUACGACUUGCUUUUUUUUAGACGUGGACGAGUUAUGACAGUUACAGGGCUGAGACCUGACCAUCAUGGGAGCCGAACGACCACCUCGCGGCAUCAAUUCGACUAAGGAUUUUCCUUAAUGCGAUCAUGCGAGCAACGGGAUAUGGACAAUGACUCACCCAAGGGAUAUUUUGGAGUGUGAGCUCAAGGAAAAUGCUUCGCGGAUGUUUGUUCACUGUUAAUUGCAGGCGGUGUGCAUGUUGCUCUAGGGCGAACAACCCGUAGAUGAACUAUGUCAACGUUAGAGAAAUGAUUUCAGUACAUAUCACAUUGUUUCCGGUUGGGAGGUAAAAAUGGACGUGAUUGUAUGUGUAUUCUGGUUCACACCAUGCAAAGACAACUCGUUGCUUCGUAAAUAGAUGUAUCCUGUCUCUAUACUACACCACAGCCGGUGUAACCCUCUUGAGCACCAUCAAAAGCUGGAUAUGUCCACCUUCCUCUCCUAUCCUCUAAGCCGGAAGCGACCAAGUCUUAGAGGUUCAAUUUCGAAACCUCGGUAUCUAUUAUGUCCUGAACAUAUAUUUUGGUAGCGUCGUCUGACCACGUCCAUUCCUGGGACACCAGUUGCCCGUCAACGAUGGACGUACUCUUCAAAUGGAGAGCCGGCUCUUCUGUGACUGUGAAGACCAUCCGACAAUCCUCGUUCUUGGCGUUGAGAAUGGCAUUGCCCUGUAUGCCUUUGGACCAUGGCGGGGGAAGAAUAGCGAGGUAGUGCUCGACGAGAAGGCGUGUGGUAGCAGUGCCGAGGUAAUCAGCCAGUGCAUUUGCAUCUGGAUAUCCUUCCCGAUAUGGUGCACAUGCAGCCGAAAGAGGUGAGUUCGGGGGAGUGAUUACAUAGUAAUAUGUCGCUGUAACAGGCAUGAGGAAUGUCCGGCCGCGGACGGUGAAGCUGACAUUGGGAAGAAUGGUUAGUUUGAUGUUGAACUCAAUGGGCUGAAGCAUAUUCCUAAUCAUGAUCUGCGACGAUGCAAGUUGGUUAGGUCCCUGAUUCGCGGGAUCUGAGUCGGUGAGAGAAAUAGGGGCUGUGUGGAGGACGAAACGUGACGGAAAGCCAGCGCGCUGAAGAGACUGAACGAGGACGCCAAUAUGCUUGGUAACGACUUGGACGUUGUGCAGGUGCAUGAGGCGAGCGAUUAUAGGACGGAGAAGAGCAUGUGUUUGCUGGCCUCUCGAUCGUGGGAUGUGAGGCGGUAUAGGACGAGUUCUCGUGAGCUCGUUCUGCCGAUGAGCGUAGCUAAGGAGGGUAUGCAGCGCAAGGGAUAUCGUCUCAGCGAUCUGGUUAUCAGGAAGAUCAUCAUCUGAAGAAGCUUGAGGGCCAAGCGGCACCAGCUCUAAGAUGACCCUUGAUUUGGAUGCUGGAUCAAUAUCGCAGAUGAGGCGGGAGUCGUAUGGCUUGACAUCGUAUGCUGCAAGGGUGCGAGCUUCGCGUGUCAGUUCGUGCCAUAGCUCUUGUGAGAAGAUGGUAUUUCGGGCUUCAAGAACACGCUCUUCCAAGGGGGCGUCAGCAGCUGUCUCAGCAGGUAAAGCAGAACGGCCGGUAACUUGACCGUCCCUUUCAUAUGUUACAACAACUCGCUCAGAUACUCCUCCUAGCCGGCCGCAAUCAAGCUGAACUGCCCCGCCAUUGCCUCGCCUCAUAGGUGCGAGACUAUUCCUGUACUCGGGCGCAGCUAUUGAU
This is a messenger RNA of Fusarium odoratissimum NRRL 54006, 5651 nucleotides long. RefSeq lists its product as uncharacterized. Gene Ontology annotation, cellular component: cytoplasm. Gene Ontology annotation, molecular function: ATP-dependent chromatin remodeler activity; ATP binding; metal ion binding. The record is from RefSeq and is a predicted model, not a curated record. The transcript has 5 exons. Bases 1100 to 3868 code for a protein of 922 amino acids. Lineage: Eukaryota; Fungi; Ascomycota; Sordariomycetes; Hypocreales; Nectriaceae.